This is a messenger RNA of Exaiptasia diaphana, 1360 nucleotides long. RefSeq names its product protein Wnt-1. The transcript has 4 exons. Gene Ontology annotation, cellular component: extracellular region. The record is from RefSeq and is a predicted model, not a curated record. NCBI's taxonomy places the organism in Eukaryota, Metazoa, Cnidaria, Anthozoa, Actiniaria, Aiptasiidae. Gene Ontology annotation, biological process: multicellular organism development; neuron differentiation; cell fate commitment. Gene Ontology annotation, molecular function: frizzled binding; cytokine activity. The coding region runs from base 92 to 1138 and encodes 348 amino acids.
UACUGAGAUUCUAGAAGCGGACAGAUCGACGAAGGAGCGUCAUUCAGCAACACGUAUCUUUUACACAGAUAUAUUCUAACACGCUAGCAGAAUGCGACUGUUGUACGGAAYUGUGAUGUUAUUGUUCCUUGUCGUCUUCACAGAAUCACGACCAGAAGAUUCAGGCAAUGGCAGCCUGCCAAACGUCUAUGAAUCAGGAAUGAGCAAAGACGCAGAGCAAAACUGCACAGCAGGAAUCCAUAAUUGGUUUACCAAAGACGAGUUAAAGCUAUGCCAUUUCUACAAACUUAAAGGUAUCGUGGAGGAAGCCGUCGCAAUGGCUUUAAAGCACUGUCAAAGACGAUUUCAAGACAGACGCUGGAAUUGCUCUGAACUAAACACAACCAAAGUAUUUCAACAACAGGGAAUAAUGAAAAAAGGAAUACGUGUAAGUGCCUUCGUGUAUGCCAUUACAUCCGCCGCGGUAGCAUUCAAGGUUACUAAACAAUGUACUCGAGGSAACUGGGAAAUGUGUGGCUGUAAAACUGGUAGGAAACAAAGAGGCGAUGAUUUCUGGGAGUGGAAAGGAUGUAGUACAUUUAAUGAGUUCUUGAAGUAUGGCGAAGAGGUAUCAAGACGUUAUAUGGAUCCACCCAAACACGACGAGCUCUCUCUGCUCAUUCAACAUAAUAAUGAGGCAGGACGACAGGCCUUAAGAAAUGCCAUCCAGAGGGACUGCAAGAUACUUAUUUUUGGAUUUGGUGCUCAACACCGCAUCUGUUGGCGUAAACUACCAUCAUUCGAUAGAGUCGCUGUCAACCUUCGAAAGAAAUUCGAUCGAUCCUGGCGUGUACGUGCGAACAGAACCCUGGAAAGAAAUUUCGACAAGAGACGCCCUUCAAGAAAAGCCCUCGUGUACACCGAUGAUUCUCCCGGCUUUUGCCGAGCUAAUCCGAGCCUGGGAACUGCAGGAACUCGAGGGAGACUGUGCAAGAAGAACACUUAUGGCAGCGAAGGCUGUACGAUAAUGUGUUGUGCAAGGGGAUUCACUACCACCACUCGAUCAACCAAAACCAAAUGUGGAUGUAAAUUUACAUGGUGUUGUAAGUUGCAGUGCAAGUUGUGUGAUAAGAAUGUGAUUGAGCAUCGUUGUAAAUAAUCCRYGGCUAAGAUAAAAAAUGURUUUGUGUACAACGUUCACCAACAGCCAAUAUUGUGGUUGGUUAACUUCGCACUUCGAUGUAGUAAAAAUAUACAAAUACUAACUAUCAAAGACUAUCAAAUAAAAAGUAGUUUGAUAAAUAGCGACUGUUUGUAUGUAUCAUAACCAUGUUHUCUUCUUACUCCUUUAAAAGUGUAAUAAAGAACGUCGUCAUCGUCA